GAGAGGGCGCUGUUAUACAACACUGUCUAGUUACGUUUAAUAUAGUUUUGUUUUAUGAACAUUGAGGAUAUUAUAAAUAUAAUUUAAGUUCUUAGAUACUAAGACAGCUGAAAGGUUGUUGUUGAUAUGGAGCAGGACGUAGCGAUUGAAAUACUUAUUAAAAAAUUGAAAUCUGAAAAGUGUCUACUUUCAAAGCAACCAAUACUGUGUGAAUUAAAUUGUCUACUCAAAAAGGAAGCCACAGAGGAUAGACAUGGACAAAAUAAUGCUUUUAUGAUAGAGGUUGUUAGCGCGAUUGCUGAUAGCGGAAUGGUUCAAGAAUUUAAACAUGGAGAUGACAGAGAGUAUCAGUCAAAUGAUUUUGUUGGAGCAGCAGAUACAGCUGUUGAAACUCUAGAUUGCUUGCUGAGUCUCUUGGUCAGUAUUUCUCAUAACUUAGUGACAAGCACUAAGUUCCUACAGGCUCUCCUGACACCAGUGGUGAUGUUGUGUGCCUCCCAUAAUGAACACUUUCUGUGGACAAGUCCUCAGUCUGUUGCUAAGGCUGAAAAGCUUCUGGAGGUUGUAUGCACGGUGUGUGGGUGUUCUUGUAUAUCUGACGUUCUGGCAUCAAAUGAAGCCACUACUUUUUCCUCUCCCCAGUUGGCUCAACCCAUGCUUGACAUUCUGAAACAACAGCUUACUAAGAAUAAUUGGAGGAAGAAUCCUGCUAUGAAGGAAGUAUUUAAAUGGCUUUUGUUUAACAUUAAGGUGAUUUGA
This is a messenger RNA of Limulus polyphemus (Atlantic horseshoe crab), 759 nucleotides long. RefSeq lists its product as uncharacterized. The coding region runs from base 127 to 759 and encodes 210 amino acids. The transcript is spliced from 5 exons. The record is from RefSeq and is a predicted model, not a curated record. NCBI's taxonomy places the organism in Eukaryota, Metazoa, Arthropoda, Merostomata, Xiphosura, Limulidae.